CUUUCUUUUUGUUUUUUUUUGUUUUGUUUUUUUUAGUCUUGACGCCAGCACGUGUGUUGAAAUACCUGCAUCGUUGAAUGUUUUGCUGUUGCAAAUGAGCCGAAACUGAAACCGCGUGGACCAGAAACGCAAGGAAGACAGCGCACUCUCGAUACAGGAAGGCCACUUGCUUUGGAGCGAGAGAGAUUGUAGCAGGUGCUCAGUUGGUGGCCAGAUGAACCAGCCGAACGGUCAAAUUUUCUUUUAAAAAUCUGUAAAGAAUUCAAGAAAAGAAUAUUGCUUACAAACAGUCGUAUGUGACGGAUGAAAGGUGUAACUCGCAACUACUUACCUUUGCUGUGACGAAUGACCGAACUACGCCUUUCGGGAAAAUGUGACUAUCGUAACGUAACGUAUUGAGUAUCGCAACGCCCCUAAAUCCAAAGUUGCUUGUAUAGUACAAGAAGCGUGUGCACAAUAGCAACUUGAAUGGGUUCCAUGCCAAAUGUACUCUUGUGCGCUGACCACUGAUAACAUAUCGUCAAUCGGCGCACGAUAAGUCAGGCAGCGAAGCGUGUCCGCCACCGUGAACUCAUUGUUUGUGAGUAUCCCGGAGCAAGUAUGAAGACGUUCAUUCUUGCUGUUCUUGCCUGGUUUCUAGGAUUGCGUUUUGAAUAUACUCAGAAAGAUCUUGGACUGCUGUGGAACCGUAUAUUGUGUUACCUGUACCUUCGUUACUUGUUGUGGAACCGGAAAUGGAAGAUUCCAGAGCGUAACUUUUUCGGUGCAAAGAAGGAUCCGUACACCGACGGGAUUCUUUUUCCUGAAGCGGAAUGGGAAAUAGAGCGACCGACACGCGAGAAACUUGGCAGGAAGAAGGACGAGAUGUUCUUUUGCGGAACGAGAACCACAGGAGAGUGCUUCGUCAUGAGAGUUAGCAGAAGACGUGGCCGCUGCCUGGACCUGUGGAUAUACUUGCGAAUGAAGAAUGGCGAUCAUUAUGAACUCGUGGAACACUCACUGCUGGAUCUCAGCGGGAAAGAAGGCUUUGCCGCGAAAGGACUACGAAUCGAAUGUCUGGCCCCGAUGAGACAGUGGAGGAUUGCAUUCAACGGUCUCGUGAGAUCCCCGUCGAGUGACGACUCCAGCACUUCGAGCCUGCACGUCCGACUGAAUUUUCUGUGGAAGGCGUCGUCGCAUGUGGUCGACAUCCAAACCAAUGCGUCUCAUGAUUCUAUACUUGAUGGCUGCCUUGUGGAAUCGCUAAGACAAACUAUCUCCAACUGCGAACGUGCAUACCAACUCGUCGACGGAUACGAACAACGGGGUCACCUCAUGGGCACCGUCGCACUAGGCGACGAAAAAGAAUCUGAGAUGUACCUCUGGGGUACCAGACAGCGACUGAAAGGAUGCGUCAGUACAGAAAGUGUCACAAAAGCUAGUCACGUGUUCGGUCAUACAAAGGGUUCACAGAGUUUUCAUUUAGCCUGCUAUCACCCGAAUACUGGCUACGGGAAUUCCGAGGAUGCGCCAGAUAUGUCAAGAUUCAUCUACGGGAACCUACAGACAGCGGAUGGCUUAGUGGACCCAGUGACCGAAACUUCGCCUUCAGAUCUCCAUGUAUCUGCGUUGCUGGGGAAACCUAGUUUUCGCAUAAGAGCAGGCGAGGAGCAUGGAAUCCAGAUCAAAGAUGCCGUCACUUUAAAACGUCACGUUGCAGAGCUUGAUGGCACGCAAUUACUUUAUAUCGAAUUCACGUACGACGGGGUACCGGGAUCCGGCUUAGGGAUUCUAGAUAUAAGUUCGCCGAGGCUAUUUGAUGCGUUCAAACUAAAUGCCGGUCUGCUUACACAAGACGAGGGUUGUCCAUCCACCGUUCCCUUUGUAGCCAAUAUUUCCGAUGUCGUCUGCAGACAUACCAGUGUUGCUGGUGGGAAAGGGUCAUCCUUAUGUCUUCUGAACGCCAUCUCCAAGGAAAAUAAAGAGGUCUUCAAAGUUCCCGGUGGAGUCAUUGUCACAACAGCCGCGUACGACUUGUUCUUGAGGAACGGUCCAGCGAACCUGUUGCAGUCCAUCUUGCAAGAAGCUCAAGGAGAAAAAACCAUCGAAGAAGUGACCCGAGUCUCGGAGAGAGCGGUGAAAAACAUCAGGAACAUGGCGCUGCCGAACGAGCUGAAGAAACAAAUCAGAAACGCUUUAUUUCUGGCACUUGAUGGUGACAUUGAGACAAAAAGAUUCGCCGUAAGGAGUUCCUGCACAGGAGAAGACACGUCCGAAAUGUCGGGAGCAGGCCAGCUAGAAACCUUCCUCGGAAUUCGUGGAAUUGAAGCUGUGUACGAAGCUGUCGUCAAAUGCUGGGCGUCACAGUUCAGCCCCGUUGCAAUUCAGUACAAGAGGCGCUAUGGCCAGUUGCUGAACUCUCCCAUGGCAGUGGUCAUCAUGGAGAUGGUGGCUUCCGAUGUCGCAGGAGUGAUGUUCACGUGCGAUCCCCGCAGUGGUAACCCAGCCGUAACGUACAUUACCGCUAACUACGGGCUCGGAGAAAGCGUAGUAUCUGGGCUUGUAGAGUCUGACAUCAUAUCCGUCAACAAAGGGAGCGAUGGAAAGAUGACAUUGGGGGAAGUGACUCCAGGGGCCAAAGGCAGCAAGAUCGUCAUAGACGACUCUGGAGGCACAAGGACAGAGAGCUACGUUGAUGAAGAAAAUAAGUGCAGUAUCUCCGAAGGACAAGCACUGCAACUGGCAAGAAUAGGGUCUAUCGUCGACAGGUACUUCGGCGAUUCGAGAGACAUGGAAUGGGCGAUUCGAGGCGAAAAUAUCUUCCUGCUUCAGGCACGUCCUAUCACAUCUUUGUACGAAGACACGGAGUUUGAAAGCAUGCGCACUUUGGAUACUGCGCAUCAGGCAGAACGGGAAUUCUAUACGAAAGCAAACGUCGGCGAAGUGAUGCACCGUGGGAUGAGUCCCCUGGGUUCAACGGUUUUCGUGACCUUGUUUGUGCCUGAAUGGAUGCGCUUCAUGAAACGCACCCGGAAAGGAAGGCUGCUCAUGUCACCUUAUUUCAACAAGACAUUUCCCGUGUCCCACUACCACCACCUUCUCGAUCUGUGCGAGUUUUUCCAUUAUUUUGCUCCGGGGGGUGGCGCUGCGGUUGAGCACAUGUUGCUCUCUCUCUUUGGACGUCGGCUCGAAGACAAGGACCUGGAGGAGGCCGUCGUGUCAAGGAAAUAUUCCUUUCUGACAGAAGCACGGUUCGUCGAUUUUAAGACUCGCUAUGCAUCGGGGCUCAGCCUGAAACUCGCCUGGAAGAAGUAUGGCAACUUUAAAAUACCCAUCAACAGCAAUAUGUCUGCGCGACAGCUCUACGACUGCAUUACCAGCAACUGUUGUAACGUCAGAGCAGUGGUUUCAUGCCAUAUGAACUCAUCGAUUGCGUCUUCCUUGUUCAACCAUGAUGUAAUUUCUGCCUUGUGCGAAUUUAUGGACAAAUCAGGCUCUGUGGAUGAUGAUAUCUAUACUGCAUUGGGAAGUCUCAUAUCAUCGUGUUAUAAUCCCGUCAGUGUGGACGUACCGCUAGCUCUCGAGCGUCUCGCAGAGUCUGUCGCAAAAGACAUGGACCGGAAGGAAUUUGCAGCCAUGACAACAGAGCAAGCCGAGAAGUGGCUCAGACAUUCUGGUACGGCGGCUUCAACGGCAUUCGAGGCCUUCUUGAAGACACAUGGCCACAGAGGUUAUAACGAGUUUGACAUUCAUCAACCAACUUGGAGAAUGAAACCCACCAUUCUGAUUAAAAACUUACAGCUGCUUGUAGUCAACGUCGGCCACAAGAAUCCGGUGAAAUCUCACGUUCCUCUUUUUGAAGCCAUCGGUAGCCUCAACCUUCCACUGUCACUACUACAAAGGUUGAGGCUGGCUUACUUGGUGGAGAUGAGUCGCAGAUCAGUCGCACAGCGCGAGUCUUCAAAGUCCCUCCUCGUCAAGGCAAUCGAUACCUUUCGAGUCGCAUAUAACGAGUUGGCAGACAAGAUGCUCCAAGAGGGUUUCAUACCAGAAAGGGACCUUCUCUUCUUCAUGACGCACCACGAAGUAGGGCGGCUACUGAACACCAGGAGCGCUACCAUCCUUUCCAGGGCGUACAAGAGGAGGUCUCUUUUCCCAAAGGUCUUGGAGUUGGAAUUCCCAGAGAUCACCAGAGGACCCAUUCAUCCUGAAGUACAAGAGGAACCGCAGCUCACAGAUAACACUACAUUCCUCAAAGGUAUCCCCAUCAGCAAGGGCUCCGUAGAAGGUACAGCUCGUGUCGUUACGUCCAUCGACGAAGCGUCCGCGAUACAGCGUGGAGAUAUCCUCAUCACGUACGCCACAGACAUUGGAUGGACUCCAUAUUUUACUCUCAUCUCAGGGAUAGUCACCGAGCUGGGUGGUCUCCUGUCGCACGGGGCUGUGGUUGCACGCGAGUACGGCCUGCCUUGCAUCGUUGGUCUGCACGGAGCUACAAAAUUUUUCAAAACAGGCGACAGGGUCUACCUGAACGCUUCUCAAGGUGUGCUCCAGAAGGUAGAAAGUACCACGAAGAACAUGGAGGAAAUGAUAUUGCCAAUAAUUAAUAACUGAUGCUCGAUGUAAUGGGUCGAGCGAACAUACUCAUGACUCAAUUAUAAGAAUUGCAUGUGGUUCAUUUACCUAUUUAUUGACUGCCGUGGUGAAUUAUUUAUUCUGCUGCUCUCUUGGGCACUGGUUAUCGGUGGGCACAUACUUCGCGCACCAAGGUGCAUGUCAUUCUACCGAGGAAACGAUAAAGAAAGAUAUGCUUCGUUGAACAGAAGGAAGCGUCCAUGAGUGGGAGUGCAAGAAGAAGUCAGAAAAAAAAAAAAAGAACUUUAGACGACGGAGGCUCCUUCGUUUAAAAUGAAAAGGAAGCGUUUGAAUUCCUUUCAAAUUCUUCCUUUUUCUGAGCAACUGGUGGUCAUCAUCUCUAGAUUGAUUUAUUCCUAAGAAAUAAAAAAGAAAAAAAGAAAAAGAAAUUAAAAACGGCGUCAAAGUGACACGCAGUUAGAAUCCACCGAAUAUAUGCUCGUUCGAUAUGCAUUAUGCGCACGUGAUUUAUCCUCAGUUCCUCAUUUUGAUACUUGUCUUUAUUUCGCACUUAACAAUUACACUUGAUACACUGGAGGGACAAUUCACAGGAAACGGAAUUGCACGCAAUAAAAUAUGCAAUCCACCGUUCA
This is a messenger RNA of Ornithodoros turicata, 5207 nucleotides long. RefSeq names its product rifampicin phosphotransferase-like. Lineage: Eukaryota; Metazoa; Arthropoda; Arachnida; Ixodida; Argasidae. The transcript is spliced from 40 exons. The record is from RefSeq and is a predicted model, not a curated record. Gene Ontology annotation, biological process: phosphorylation. Gene Ontology annotation, molecular function: ATP binding; kinase activity. The coding region runs from base 601 to 4593 and encodes 1330 amino acids.